This is a messenger RNA of Coregonus clupeaformis (lake whitefish), 884 nucleotides long. Its product is annotated as L-rhamnose-binding lectin CSL3-like. The transcript is spliced from 9 exons. The record is from RefSeq and is a predicted model, not a curated record. Gene Ontology annotation, molecular function: carbohydrate binding. The coding region runs from base 24 to 701 and encodes 225 amino acids. Lineage: Eukaryota; Metazoa; Chordata; Actinopteri; Salmoniformes; Salmonidae.
CUACCACGCUUGUACCUGGCAUCAUGUUCAGACUGACGGUGGUCGUCUGUGAGUAUUCAACUUCUGUAUAUGAUGCAGUGCUGGUUGCAGCUUGCUGUGCACUAACGGAUGGAGCACGCAGCAUCACAUGUGAAGGCUCUGAUGCUUUACUACAAUGUGAUGGAGGUAAGAUCCAUAUCGAGCGUGCCAACUAUGGUCGUCGUCAACGCAACGUGUGUUCCAUUGGGCGCCCCGCUAACCAACUCACCAACACCAACUGCCUCAGAAAAUCCACCACCAGGAAGAUGGCAGCAAGGUGUGACGGGAAGAGCCAGUGUGUCGUCCCGGCAUCCAAUUCUGUUUUUGGAGACCCCUGUUUCGGAACCUAUAAGUACCUGGACACUGAAUAUUCCUGUGUCCAACAGCAAGUAACAAUAAGCAGCAUCAUAUGUGAAGGCUCUGAUUCUCAACUACAAUGUGAUGAAGGUAAGAUCCAUAUCCAGAGUGCCAACUAUGGUCGUCGUCAACGCAACGUGUGUUCCAUUGGGCGCCCUGAUAACCAACUCACCAACACCAACUGCCUCAGCCAAUCCACUACCAGUAAGAUGGCAGAAAGGUGUGAUGGGAAGAGCCAGUGUGUCGUUCCGGCAUCCAACUCAGUGUUUGGAGACCCCUGUGUCGGAACCUAUAAGUACCUGGAGGUGGCUUACACCUGUGACUAAAUGAUAUCUUCCCUGAUGACCCUAAAGGCUUCUGGGAUUUCUUCAUCGAGUGGAUCAGUUUAUUUUCCUCCAACCCCCAAAAUCAACUUCAAAUCAUUGUAAACCUGUGCCUUUUGUGCUAAAGCGUUUCUUAAACAAUUCUGAACUGUGGUGGUUGGUCUGAAUUAAACUAAGCAGCAUGAA